Molecule: messenger RNA, 1419 nt
Organism: Gorilla gorilla gorilla (western lowland gorilla)
Lineage: Eukaryota; Metazoa; Chordata; Mammalia; Primates; Hominidae
Gene: TMEM81
Product: transmembrane protein 81
Exons: 1
Coding region: 228-995 (255 amino acids)
Source: RefSeq, a predicted model, not a curated record
UAGUAAAGCAACACCAUUGUGAUUUUUUUCCUGCCUUGUGGCCUCACCUGUUUAUAAGGACUGGACUUUUAUUUAUUAAGUUGUGUUGUUUUAUUGACAAUACAUGCAUCAUAUCUUUUGACUUUGAAGGAUAUCUCAUGUCAAAGGAAUCAAGUUAUGAUUUGUAGAGGAUUCAGCUGGAAUACCUUGUGGGUGCUGGCUGAGGGUGGCAAAACGCCUACCGAGACAUGAAGGUUUUAGCCACUAGUUUUGUCCUUGGGAGCCUGGGGUUGGCCUUCUACCUGCCUUUGGUGGUGACUACACCUAAAACACUGGCCAUCCCUGAGAAGCUGCAAGAAGCUGUGGGGAAAGUUAUCAUCAAUGCCACAACCUGUACUGUCACCUGUGGCCUUGGCUAUAAGGAGGAGACCGUCUGUGAGGUGGGCCCUGAUGGAGUGAGAAGGAAAUGUCAGACUCAGCGCUUAGAAUGUCUGACCAACUGGAUCUGUGGGAUGCUCCAUUUCACCAUUCUCAUUGGCAGGGAAUUUGAGCUUAGCUGUCUGAGUUCAGACAUCUUGGAGUUUGGACAGGAAGCUUUCCGGUUCACCUGGAGACUUGCUCAAGGUGUCAUCUCCACUGAUGAUGAGGUCUUCAAACCCUUCCAAGCCAACUCCCACUUUGUGAAGUUUAAAUAUGCUCAGGAGUAUGACUCUGGGACAUACCGCUGUGAUGUGCAGCUGGUAAAAAACUUGAGACUUGUCAAGAGGCUCUAUUUUGGGUUGAGGGUCCUUCCUCCUAACUUGGUGCAUCUGAAUUUCCAUCAAUCACUUACUGAGGAUCAGAAGUUAAUAGAUGAGGGAUUGGAAGUUAAUCUGGACAGCUACUCCAAGCCUCACCACCCAAAGUGGAAAAAGAAGGUGGCGUCAGCCUUGGGAAUAGGAAUUGCCAUUGGAGUGGUUGGUGGCGUGUUGGUGAGGAUUGUCCUCUGUGCGCUGAGGGGGGGCCUGCAGCAGUGACAGCUUCAAGAACUUAACAGCCUUGCUCCUGAAGAACUGGCUGCCCAGGAAGCCAAACUAGCUUUUUAGGGGAGUGUUCCAGCUGCUGGUAGUGGAUCAGCUUAGAGGGAACACUCCCACAGCCAAAAGAAUGAGUGGGAGAAAUGGAGGGGACAAUCUCCUGGGAGCUAUGCGCAGUAAUCUAACUUCCUUAUGUCCCAUGGAUCUCUUCCUGAUCUUCCCUGCACAUUGGGUACCCAGGAAACUGCAAGCAUUGCCUGUGUUCCUGGGAAGAGUUGUAAGAAGCUUGCAUUCAUUUUCUACCCUGUAUGACUUGGAUGCCUCCUCACCUCCAUUUCCCCUCUUCUGAGCUGUGUAUUCAUGUAGAGGGAUGUAUUCAGCCUUUUUAGUGAACAUUUUUUUUCAAUAAAAGUAAUUCACAGUA